AUGGAGUUUAAGGAGGUAGAUUCCAAUGGUAUAUGGGCAUAUGAUGCAGUUUAUGAGCUAGCCAUGGCUGUUGAGAGGGUACAAACUGCAACAGAAUUCACUUGGAAAGACCUGGGUAACAAUAUUGGCACAUCACUACUUUUAGACGAGAUGUUAAUAGUCAGGUUCCAUGGUUUAGGUGGUGAAUUCAAGCUUAUGAAAGGGAGGAUCAUCUCCAAUGCCAUGGAAGUGGUGAAUGUGAUCGACAAGGGUGAUAGGAGGGUUGGGUUCUGGAUGAUGUCUACUGGUGAAUUUGUGAAAGGAAUUGGAAUCCCGGAUUCCAUUUCCAACCGUGGAUUGCAAAGUAUCAUCUGGCCGGGUGGGACUACAAGCAUUAAUCGAAAGCGUAGGAAGCUACAAACAAAUGGCAAUAAGAAGCUCAGAAUUUUGUUUCCCAAUUUCGGUAGAUUCCCAAAUUUAGUACAAGUGACUGUAGAUCCCAAAACAAAUCUAUCGGGUGUGAGUGGCUUCUAUGGAGAUGUUUUCAGUGCUGCGUUUAACGCCUUAGACUAUGGAGUAGGGAUUGAGGUUUUUCCAUUUAAAUAUGAGGUUGGAAUUACUUACAACGAUCUAAUUCAAAAAAUCUAUCGUAAGGAAUAUGAUGCUGCUAUCGGGGAUUUUACAAUCACAACAAAUAGAUCUCUCUAUGUUGACUUCACAAUUCCGUUCACUGAUCUUGGAGUUGGCAUAGUAGCCCGAAACGCCAAGAACAGCAUGUGGAUCUUCUUAGAUCCUUUUAGUGCGGGUCUUUGGAUCACAAGUGUUUGUUUCUUUCUCUUUUUGGGGUUUGUCAUUUGGUUUAUUGAACAUCCUACAAACAAAGAAUCUCAAGGUUCAACAAUACAACAAAUAGGAACCACCCUGUCGUUCGCCUUUUCAGCCCUUGUUUAUGCUCACCGGGAGAAGCUGCAAAGUAAUCUAUCAAGAUUCGUGGUUAUUGUUUGGGUUUUUGCAGUGCUUGUUCUCACAUCAAGUUACACUGCAACAUUGAGCUCAGUUUUAACAGUACAACAGAUUGGAAUGAAUGAGAUCUCUACGGGAUUCCAGAAUCUUUCUCCAGUAGGGGGGUAUGUAUUUAACAAAUUGAAACCUGUUGAUGUCAAUUUGGAGAAACUAUAUACACCUGAGGAUUACUCUAAAGCAUUAAGAAAUGGAAGAGUUGAUGCAAUCGUCUCUGAGAUUCUUUACAUCAAAUCAUUCCUUUCAAUGUAUCCGGCUACCGACGUCUCCUUGAUUGCAACAGCAUCCACCACCAAUGGUUUUGGCUUUGCGUUCCAAAAGGGUUCGCCCUUGGCGAGAGAGGUGUCAACUGAGAUAGUGAAGAUGCGGGAAGAUGGGACAUUGAAAGCAUUAGAGGAUAAGUGGUUGAAACAUGAAUCUGCAGUGAUGUCAAAGGAUUUUUCUUCCCCUUCACCAAAAAUCCUGAAUCUUUACCGGCUUCGAGGUCUCUUUGUUAUCAGUGGUGUGUCGAUUGCAUUAGUCCUUUUGGUGUCCAUGAUUCAUCUUGUUCCCAAAAAAUGGCAUGCCAAAAAUAUAACAAAGACACUAAGGUCUGUCUUACGAAAUACAUGCACAAGAUAG
Molecule: messenger RNA, 1620 nt
Organism: Lactuca saligna
Lineage: Eukaryota; Viridiplantae; Streptophyta; Magnoliopsida; Asterales; Asteraceae
Source: the annotation of a GenBank genome assembly